CUCAGCAGAGCAUUUAUUCAUCGCGAGAUCAGAGUUUAAAGGGCUUGGCUCUGGGUUGAGCGGAGUACCUAAUUCUCGCGAGAAUAUCUGCACUGAAGAGUUUAGCGGAGUUUCCAACUCUCGCGAGAGGUGGUAUAAGUGUGCUUUGGCUCUUCAGGGUUCAGCCUGCGGGUGGCAGACUGAAGCUGUGAAUAUGAGUGAUGAUAAACCAUUUCUCUGCACUGCUCCUGGCUGCGGACAGCGAUUCACAAAUGAAGACCACCUGGCGGUGCAUAAACACAAGCAUGAGAUGACCCUGAGAUUUGGUCCAGCACGCAAUGACAGUGUCAUCAUCGCUGACCAGACACCGACACCGACCCGCUUCCUGAAGAACUGCGAGGAGGUCGGGCUGUUUAACGAGCUCACCAGCCCGUUCGAGCAUGACUUUAAAAAGGCCACGGAGGAUGACAUUAAAAAGUUGCCUCUGGACUUGUCUCCUCUUGCGACUCCUGUUGUUCGAAACAAAAUAGAGGAGCACACACCCAUCGAGUCCCACCGAGACAGCCCCCGUCCCCACCCUGAGUCGACCACCACUGACGACAAGGAGGUUUCUUUGCAGCCGACCUCUCUGCCUCCAUCCACUAUAGUCCGUCCUGCCUCCCUCCAAGUCGCCAAUGUACUACUGGCCAGCAAUGAGGCUGGUGUUGUUAUUCAGCGAGCUCUCCCAUCUCCAACAUCUAGCUCUGUUAUAACCCAGGUCCCAUCCUCUAGUAGACCGAUAGUUCCGGUGUCCGGCACGUUUCCGGUUCUGCUGCAGCUGCCUAACGGUCAGACGAUGCCAGUCGCCUUUCCAGCCACCAUCGCCAGCUCCAGCGUGCACAUACCCACUGCCAUUCCUCUUGUCAGACCAGUCACCUUAGUGCCUAGUGUCCCUGGAAUCCCUGGCCCCUCCUCUCCACAGCCUGUCCAAUCAGAAGCCAAGAUGAAGCUGAAGGCGGCCCUCAGUCAGCAGAUCCCUCAGGUAACCAACGGCGAUGCAGGUGACAUCCAGAGCACUUUGGUGUCUCCAGCCCAGCACACCUCCAGCACAGGUGGGCGGCGGCGGAGAACCACCAGCGAGGACCCAGACGAGAAGAGGCAGAAGUUUCUGGAAAGGAACAGAGCGGCUGCGUCUCGCUGCAGGCAGAAGAGGAAAGUCUGGGUGCAGAAUCUGGAGAAGAAAGCGGAAGACUUGAGCAGCAUGAACGGACAGCUACAGAAUGAGGUGACUCUUCUGCGUAGCGAGGUGGCCCAGCUGAAGCAGCUUUUACUGGCUCACAAAGAAUGUCCCGUGACGCUCCUGCAGAAGAAAUCAGGAUACCACCAGCUGGAGAAGGAGGACAGCUGCAGUGAGAUGUCUGUUCCCAGCAGCCCACAGAACGAGGCCAUCCAGCACAGCUCCAUCAGCACAUCCAACGGCGUCAGCUCCCUCGCAUCCGGCCCCGCUCUGGGGCCCGCCGCAGACCACAGCACAGAGGAGGAGGACGACUCGCACUCUUCCUCUCACGCCCAGUCUUCAGGAAGCUGAUCAGGCCUCUGAUUGGUGGCUUUGAUUCCUGGCAGCCAUGUUGAAAUGAGGGGGGCGAGAGACGAGAGAUCCCUGGAGCAGUUUUCAUUUGAGCUCUUGGUGAAGAGUUGUGAGUAGGCACUUGUGAGGUUAUGCAUAAACUGUACUGAUUGUUUCAUGGUUUUUCCAUUUGUGGUGUGUCCGGAUUCAUAGCGAGAGGAAAGAGACGUACCGAAGCACUCUCAGAGGCUUAAAGAUGGAAGAAUUGUCCACUUUAUAAUUUAUUUGCCUUUUAUAUUUUGCACAUGAAAGGAGUGAAAGGUGUUUUUUAAAGCGAUCAUUGUUUUAAGUGCUUGACACAAGCAGUUCCAGCAGAUUUUUAGGAGUAGCUUUAAAACCAAUCUGAUAGUCAGUCUUCUAGAAAUAGUGAGGUGUUGUUGUGUGAGUGUUUCACAAGGAUCCUGGCAUGUUAAAGGAAGAUUUUCUGACAUGAAUGAUUGUUCAUCGGGCCGUGAUUGUAGGUGUAGAUGCUGACUUUUCCAAUGCUUGCUUCGAUAUGUGCCAUUUAUUUGGUUGCAGGUUAUUGAAAUUACAAUAACAAAUUUAUUUUAGUUUAAUUACAAUGACGUGAAUUCGUGACUUGCCUGAGAGCUUUUCAUGGACUUAUUUUGAUAAGAACCUUCAUGCAUUUUUAUAAGUGAUUUUUUCCUGCGGCUGACUUUGUAUUUGUGGUGUCUGACUCUUAGAAACAUUGAGAUAAGUUCAUUCACUUUGGUUGUCUUUCUGAUUACAGUGUAAUUAAGGAAGCAUUGUAUAUGGCAUUAUGAUGAAAUCAUUGUAUGUGAUCUCUACUGGUACUAUGUUUGUCUUAGGAUCAUGACGACAAAAAAAUCACCUGAACAAACCUUUCAAUAAGGCUUUCUCUGGUUUUCAGCAAUUCUGUCUUUAAAAAUGUAACUCGACAAAACUGAACAGGAACUGGAGCUGCUCUUCGAAACAAACAAAGACGGAUAUAAAACUCUACUGUCUUUUUAAGUUCUACUAUUAAGGUACUAAGUAAGGAAAAUAGAUGAAGUCUUUCAUUAUCAUCCUCUUCUAUCUUUAAAAUCUAUUGGCUUACUACUGUGUAGUUCUACAAGACUUUGCUGCAUUUCGUUCUGCUUUUAAGUCAACUUGAUUUUGGUUUCAAAGGUAAAUUUGUAUGACUGAAUUCUCUAAGAGAAUUGUUUCAGAAGUGUUUCAACCAUGUCUCUGUUGCAGUUGAACAUCUUGGCAGCUUUACAAUGGGGGUUUUGUUCUUAUUUACUAGGUCCACUUUGGAAAAAGGAUGUGAUGAUUAUUGUGUUGGCGGUCAACUUGUAACUUGUGGAAGUUAUGUAUAAAUUAUAAUAAAUUAAUAAAAUGUUGUAA
This is a messenger RNA of Sinocyclocheilus rhinocerous, 2935 nucleotides long. Its product is annotated as cyclic AMP-dependent transcription factor ATF-2-like. NCBI's taxonomy places the organism in Eukaryota, Metazoa, Chordata, Actinopteri, Cypriniformes, Cyprinidae. The record is from RefSeq and is a predicted model, not a curated record. The transcript has 13 exons. Gene Ontology annotation, biological process: regulation of DNA-templated transcription. Gene Ontology annotation, molecular function: DNA-binding transcription factor activity. The coding region runs from base 194 to 1546 and encodes 450 amino acids.